Messenger RNA from Scheffersomyces amazonensis, 3776 nucleotides. Its product is annotated as acyl-CoA carboxylase biotin carboxyl carrier protein subunit. The coding region runs from base 373 to 3723 and encodes 1116 amino acids. NCBI's taxonomy places the organism in Eukaryota, Fungi, Ascomycota, Pichiomycetes, Serinales, Debaryomycetaceae. Gene Ontology annotation, molecular function: metal ion binding; ATP binding. The transcript has a single exon. The record is from RefSeq and is a predicted model, not a curated record.
GCAGUCUUUUCAAAGGAAGACGGUGAUGCUAAACACGUUCUCGAAGCUGAUGAAUCUCAUUUAUUAGAUGGAAUAGGAGCUCAAGCUUAUAUUAAUGUGGAAGAAAUCGUUCAAGUAGCUAAAGAUUAUAAAAUUGAUGCUGUCGUUCCUGGUUACGGAUUUUUAUCAGAAAAUUCUUCUUUUGCCGAAGCCUUAUCUAAAGAAGGAAUUCUCUUUGUUGGUCCAUCAACAGAGUCUAUUGAGACUUUCGGUUUGAAGCAUAGUGCAAGAAAAUUAGCUGAAGAAAAUGAUGUACCAACAGUUCCAGGUUCUGAAUUAAUUAACCAUUAUGAUGAAGCUCUUUCUGAAGCUACUAGAAUAGGAUUUCCAGUUAUGCUCAAGUCAACUGCUGGUGGGGGAGGUAUGGGACUUAAAGUUUGUUAUGGUCCUGAUGAACUUAAAUCUUCACUCACUGAAGUUAUUUCUAGAGGUGAAACAUUAUUUAAACAUUCAGGUGUUUUUCUUGAAAAAUAUAUUUUAAAUGGAAGACAUAUUGAAAUUCAAAUAUUUGGUAACGGUAAAGGAGAAGCAAUUGCUUACGGAGAAAGAGAAUGUUCAAUUCAAAGAAGACAUCAAAAAGUCAUUGAAGAAGCUCCAAGUCCCUUUGUUGAUUCAGUUGCGGAUAAAACUCUUAGAAAAAAGCUUAGUAAAUGUGCAAUAACGCUUGCUUCAUCAAUUAAAUAUAAAUCUGCUGGUACAAUAGAAUUCUUAGUUGAUGAUGAUACGGGUUCAUUCUACUUUUUGGAGAUGAAUACAAGACUUCAGGUCGAACAUGGAAUAACUGAGUUAAUUUAUGGGGUAGAUUUGAUGAAAUUAAUGUUAUUACAGGCUGACUAUGAAUUGAGAGGUGAAACUGGGUUACCUUUCGAUACUUUAAACUUACAAUAUGAUGAUGAUGGAUUGCUUGUACCAAAUGGUUGGGCUAUUGAAUGUAGAGUAUAUGCUGAAAAUCCAGUCAAGAACUUCCAACCCAGUCCUGGAAUUUUGCAUUAUGUUGAAUUCCCAAACGAAAUUGAAGGUUGUAAAAUAAGGAUUGAUCAUUGGAUUGAUACUGGGACAAAGGUUUCACCAUACUUUGACCCAUUAUUGGCAAAGGUAAUGGUUUGGAGUGAGACAAGAGAAACUACCAGGCAAGGAAUAAUUAAAUGCCUUCUUGAAAGUAAAGUUCAAGGACCACCAGUCAAUAUUGAUUAUUUGGUUAGUGUGUUAUCUUCUUCAGAAUUUGCUGCUGGAAAGACUCUAACUUCCUUCUUAACAACCUCAUUUAAAUAUGAACCACCAUUAGUUGAAUUCGUCACUUCUGGAUCUUAUACAACUAUCCAGGAUCUCCCAGGUAGAUUCAAAUAUAAUGCAGGUAUUCCAUUGUCUGGCCCUAGUGAUCCUUUGAGUUUACAAUUGGCUAAUCUUAUUGUAGGAAAUGAAACUACCACUGAAGGUCUUGAAAUAACCCACGAAGGUCCAACUCUUAGGUUUCAUACUUCAGCAGUUAUAUGUCUCACUGGUGGUCACUUCCAUUUCAAAAUUAAAGGAAAGUCGAUUCCAAUGUUCACUGCAGUAACCAUUCCCAAAGAUACUGUUGUCAAGAUUGGCCAUGCUACAGGAAUCGGAGCAAAAUGUUAUUUAGCUAUAAGAGGUGGUUUUCCUGAUGUGGCAUAUUACUUGGAUUCCAAGAGUUGUACACCUACUUUGAACUUAGGUGGUCAUCAAGGAAGAAUUGUUAUGCAAGGUGACUGCUUAACCAUCAAAAAGGGUGAUCCAGUAAACAGUAUUGAAUUAGGGUUUGAACUUCCUAAGAAAUCACGUCCAAAUUUCGAUACCUUGGAAGAUGAUUUUUGGACAGUUAAAUUGAUUAGGGGUCCUCAUGACUCUAGAGAGAUUGUUAGUGAUGAAGGUAUGAAUGAAUUCUAUAAUAAUUUCCACUAUAAAGUCAAUCACAAUUCUAAUAGAGGAAGUGUUCGCUUAGAUGGUCCUAGUGAUGUGUUCUCUAGAACUCAUGGUGGAGAUGGAGGUUCACAUCCUUCUAAUAUUUUAGAAUAUCCAUACCCAACAUGUGGUAUCAGUGUAGUUGGAAGUGUUAUGUUCUUAUUUGGUGUAGACGGAAGUACCUUAUCUGGAUUUGUUUGUAUUGCAGUACCAGUCUUGAGUGAAUGGUGGAAAUUUGGACAAGCUAAAGUCGCUGCAAAUAUAAGGUUCAAGUUAGUCUCUUAUGAAGAUUCUUUAAAAUUGAACAAACUAAGAACCACCUUUUUGGAGCAGGUUGAAGUUGCAAUUAAAUCUAAAGAUGCUGAAAAUUCACCAGUUUUCAAAGAUGAAUUAGAUGAAUAUUCUGAAAUUGAAAAAGAAAGUAUUCUAUAUAAUAGGGAACCAACCAAAGAUUUACCUCAAUUUACGAUAAGACAAAGUGGGGAAAGAAUGGUAUUGAUGGACUUUGGAAUUGACAAGUUUAAUUUGGUCAAUAAUGGUAGACAAAAGGUCCUUCAUGAUUCUAUAAUGAGUGAAAUUCCUGAAUGUGUAAUUAAAAUGGAAGCAAAUACAGGUAGUUUAGGACUUGUAUUUGACCUUGAAAAGAUCAGUAGACCUUCUUUAAUUGAAAAAUUGGUUGAGUUAGAAUCUAAAGUCCCACCUCCACAUGAAUUGAAGGUUAAAAGUAAACAAUUUAUUCUUCCUUGUUGCUUUGAUCAUAGUGCUAUCACUCAUUGUCUUGAAAGAUAUAUGCAUUCUCAAAGACCUUAUGCAGCCUAUUUACCUAGCAAUACAGAAUAUGUCAUGAAGAUCAAUUGUUUAGAUCUGAUUGAAGAAUUUAAAAAGUGUGUAGUUGGACAAACCCAAGUUAUUACAGCAGUAUCAUUUUUAUGUGGAAAUACUUUAACAGUUAAUAUGGAUCCAAGAACUAGAUUUAGAACAGGUAAAUAUAAUCCAGCCAGAACUUUCACACCUAAAGGUGCAUUGGGAUCUGGUGCUAUUGGUCAUUCCAUUUACUCUAUCGAUAGUCCUGGUGGAUAUAUGAUAUGGGGAAUGGCCUUACCAGAUUUGACUUGGAAUACAUUCAGCAGAUUGAAAAGUUCAGACACUCCUUGGUUCUUCAAUAAUUUUGAUCAAAUUGUAUACUAUGAAGUAACUGAAGAUGAAUUGACAGAAAUGAACAACAAACUUUUGACAGGGAAAUUUAAAUUUGAAAUUAAAGAAGUUGAACUUGAUUUUGGAGAAUAUAUUGAUUUCUUAGAUGGAAUUGAAGAUGAACUUGAAGAAAUGAACAAGAAAAAGGAUGAAGCUCUUGCUGUAUUAGUUGAAGAAGAAGAUAUUUUAUUUGAAAAAUGGCAGAAUGAAAAAAAUGCUACUAAGAGUUCCAAAGCUACUGAUGAGAGUCUUUUGAAUGAUCCAUCCAUUUUAAAAGUCACUUCUACAAUGGCAGCUAAUGUGUUUAAGAUUCAAACAAAACUUGGUGCAAAGGUAUCAGCCACUGAUACUUUAAUUAUACUUGAAGCCAUGAAAAUGGAAAUUCAUGUCAAGGCUAUAAAUGAUGAUGAUGAUGAAAGUGAUGAAGACGAAGAAGAAGAAGGAGGAGAAUCAGACUCUAAGCGAAAUGUUAAUACUUCCUAUGAAGUGGUAGAUAUUGCUAUCUUAGAGGGUGACGUGGUCGUACCAGGAACACUUCUCUUCCUUUUAAAACCAUGCUUAGAAUAGUGAUUAAAAAUUAAAAUAAUUAAAAAAACUAAGAAUUAGUAUUUAGAAAUUAG